AUGCGUCCAACCAGGACCCGCGGACUCAUGCAGGCACCUCAGGCUUCUGCACGCCAGGCUACCUCAGGAACCCGCGUCUCAGGCAUAAACCGUCCAGUUAGUGUGCGACAAGGAUACAGUCGUCCAAGCUCUUAUAACGACGCAUUUCAAGCGGCUAAUGUAGCUCUGCAGAAGGCAUACUCUAGAGACUUAACUGCGCAAGUUUGUUUAGAAAUUGAGAAGAUUAUUUCUGACUGUACAGACGACUGUGAUGCUCUAGAUGGUCUCGUGUCCGCUCUAACUGCAAAAUCAGCGCGUACGGGCACUAGGAUGGAGCGGACAAUAACAUGCCAGAGCCUUUGUGCGAUAGCGUCUAGGUUAGGGAAGCUUAGUGGGCUCAUGUGGCCGAAGAUUCUGCGGUACAUAAAUAAGGAGCUACAAUUGCGGGAUGUCUUUGAGGUAGACAGUCACUAUAUGGCAAGUCUUGCGGCAGUGUGUGGUGCAUACACAAAGCAUGUUCUGGAGCCUACAGAUAUCGCUGUGUUGGUUUCGUUAUUAAAAGAUCUGAUUGAGAAAGUGCCACCAAUUAAUAAAGCAGCAGGAAUAAUGGCACUCUCUAGAGUGGUAGAGGAGAUGCACUCCCGUGCACUCUUUGAUCCAAUGGAACACGGCAUACACAUCUCUGAGUAUAUUUGUCAACUAGCGCAGAAAAUAAAGAAAGAUCCGGACGAUCAAGCUCUAUUACAGUCAUGUCUUUUGCUGCAUGCAGUCGUCCAAAUAAGUCCAGAUAUAAUCAGCGUGCCUCCUAUUGCUAGAAAAGUGACUACAUUUGUCACAGAUGGUUGUAAGCACAAAAAUUGGAGAAUUAGGGAGACUUCACUGCGGAUUCUUGAAUCUGAAGACCUCCUAAACAAUCUCCCCUCUACCCUAGUUAGCUCAAUUAUAAAAGUAGCAGAAGAAUGUAGAUAUGAUAGAAUUGAAGCUGUACGCACAGCUGCACGCUUGCUAAUAGGGCAGCUCAAGAUCGAGUUGCCAAAACGUCGCCCACAAAGUGCAGCAGCAAUGUACACUCAAUCACACGAGGCACGUCCAAGGUCAGCUUUCACGAAACGGCUACUGCUGGGUAGGCCAUCUAAUAAUAAUACACUUGUGCCAUGGGUUGAUGCACGGGACAAAGUCGGGAUCACUGUGACUACCCCUAACUACGGAACACAGACAAGUAAGGCAUAUACGUAUAUCCCCAUUAACCCCACAGCUAUUGCCCCUCCAUUUCGAGAGUCUCGUGGACCUGGCCUUGCUCUGUCUUCAACGUCCUCAACUUUGACAGAUAAGAUUGCAUCGGAUGACAGUGACUCGUGUGAUAAAUCUCGGUGUCUACUGAAACUAGUAGGAAAACCACAUUCAUAUACGAAUCGUUCUUCUUCUACCACCGAGUCUGACCACUCCUUGAAGGUACAGACAGCGAUCUAUUGCAAGAGGCCAGACAGUACUGUCGAGUCAUCUUCACAUUAG
Messenger RNA from Giardia duodenalis, 1491 nucleotides. RefSeq lists its product as uncharacterized. NCBI's taxonomy places the organism in Eukaryota, Fornicata, Diplomonadida, Hexamitidae. The coding region runs from base 1 to 1491 and encodes 496 amino acids. The transcript has a single exon. The record is from RefSeq and is a predicted model, not a curated record.